Paramecium octaurelia is the source of this 20084-nucleotide messenger RNA. NCBI's taxonomy places the organism in Eukaryota, Ciliophora, Oligohymenophorea, Peniculida, Parameciidae. The record is from the annotation of a GenBank genome assembly.
AUGGCAAUUAGAAAUGGGUGCUUUAAAAAUUCAGAUAAUUUACAAGCGAACACCUUGUUAUUUCUGAAAUUUUGCCUAACGAUCAAUAUUCAUUUUUGCUCACAAGUAUAUAAUUAAUCUAAUAAUUUAGAUAAAAAUGAAUUAUAUCUAUUGGUAUUAAGCGAACUAAUAAUUAAAAAGCUGGAUAUUCGAUUAAAAAUUCACAAUGUUACUUAAAAUGAUACACACUUAUUUUGUUUAACAGAAUUAUAACAAUUUAUAAAAAUAGACAAAGCAAAUCUUUAUUAAAACGAGUAAAUCGAAAUGAAGGCUCUUUAUGAAUAAAUACGGUAUGAUAAUGCCGAAAAAGCUUUUCAUUCAGCUAUUUUACCUCAAAAUAUUUAAAAAUUUACAUUAAACUCAAUUUAAGGCUUUGUUGUUGAUAGGGCACGUUUUAUUGAUGGGACAUAAAAAAAAGGAAUAUCAAGUUCAAUUCAAGUUUAUUAGUAGUAAUACUCAAUUUCUGAAGUCCAUCAAUAAGAGACUUAAUUAAAACUCUCGAUAAUAAAUCAUUAAGUAAAUCACACUCCAAAUAAAGUUGCAAUACCCUUAUAAAAAUCUAGAAUAUAUUAUUCUCCUUAGCCAAUAGUGUUAAAAUCUCAUAAAUCAGCAAUGACACCCUUAAAGCAAUCUGCAGUUCUUCCAAAAUCAUAUUUAUCUCGUACACCAAGUAUGCAGCAACCUUUAGCCCGUUCUUUUGUUAACUAUUCUGAAAGUAGAACAAAAUCCCCUGUAAAAAAAGCAAAUUUGAUGCGACUUUUAAUCUAGGACAUUCAAAUUACAAUCAAUUCUAUGUACAGCUACCCGUAAAUUGCAUUUGAAUUUAGGGAAAGAGUAUACUCAAAUAGAAGCAACUCUGCAUAGGACAUAAGAUAAAUGAUAAAAGAGAUAAAUCCAAGAUCUAAUAGUUCAGAAAAAGAAAAAAUUUAAGAAUUUAUUCAUAAGGAAAGAAGAUAUGAUUAAGAACUUAAUAAAUAAAUGGAGACAGUUAGAUCUUAACUGGAAGGUUUAAAACGAUAAUCUAAUUAAUCAGAGGAAGUAUUUGAAGAUGCCAUAUCUAAAAGAAGAUAAAGCAUUGCCGAUGAUUUAUCAGUAGGAGAAACUGGAACUCAAGAUAAAGAAAUCAAUUAUGGUUAAAGCAGAAUAGUAGGACAAAAUAAAUACUCCAAAAAUAUAUUGAAUGCUUCCCCCAUCCUUAAUUCUCCAUCAAUAUAAAAAUUCGAUGAAACUACAAAAUUCUUUGAAGAGGAAAUCUUAAUUAGAAAUAGACAGAAGUAGGAUAGAGUUUUAAUUAGAGAAGUAAUCCUUUUGGACUCCUCAACAUAUGUAAAUGAUGAAAAUUUAUAUACAGUAAGAAGCAAAAAUUAAAUAUUAAUUGCAAGUCGAGUCAUUAAUGGGAUAAUUGAUUAAAGUUGGGAACUAACAAGUAACAAUAGAUAUAAAAAAACUAUUUCUGUAAACGAACCUAUUUAAUAUUUAGAAGAAGACAUAAAGAUUUAUUAGGGAAAUUGCAUUUUACGAAAAUAAAUAAGAAAAACACCAGAAAUCCUUAUUAUGGGAGAAGGCAUUAAUGAAGAAUAACAGAAUGGUGAUAUUGUUGAAAGCAGAAGACUUGUUGAAAACAAUGAAUCUCUAACUUAAAUGAAAGCAGAUGGCUGGUCCUUUGAAAACAUGCAAAGACUGGAAAGAAAUCUUGGAAUAGAAUAAAUAUAAAUUCAUUAAAUGGAAUGCAGUUAACAAAUCCUAGAAAAAAAUGGUUCGUUUUAAAAAAUAUAAAAGUAGGUAGAGUUUUCUAAUGAUUAAAGUGAAAUUCAUGGGAAGUAAGUAUAAGAAGAAAUAUUAAGAUUUAAUAAGGAUACGGGCAAAAUAGAAAAAAUUUUAAUACGAAAACCCUACACAGAAAAAGAUGAUGAGUUGGAUAAAGACUACAGUUAGAAAGGAGUAAAAGUACUCUCUAGAAAAAUAUUAGAUAAUUCUCCAUCUUAAAAAAUAAUGUUACAGGGUGGAUGGUAAUUGACCUAGGAAGGAUUUUUAUAAAAAAUAAUAUCAGAAUCAGAACCAGAAUAAUUCGUAGAAGAGGAAAUCAUAAUUUAUAAUCAAGUAACAAAAAAGUAGGAUAGAAAAUUAGUGAGAAGGCCAUUCUUUGAUGGUGAAUUACAAGAGAUAAGUGAAAAUUUAGAUGAAGAUAGUAAUUUUGGUGUAAAAGUCGUUGCAAGAAGAAUAAUAGAAAAGAAUGAAUAAAAGUAAUAAGGUAAAGAAUGGCAGAAGAAUUUAGAGGGGAAUUAUGAAUUAUAAAUUUCUUAAGCUGAAUCAACUUAAUAUGUUGAAGAGGAAAUACUAAUUAAGGAUAAAAAUGGAAGGAUGAUUAGAAAACUAGUAAGAAGGCCGAUUGAAUAAUGCAAAGGAAAAGUUGGGAAUAAUUUAAGAGAAAAAGAUAAAAAUGGCAACGUUGUAUUGUCCAGGAAGAUCAUAGAUAAUAAGUUUUCUAUAUAAGAUUGGAAAAAAAAUGGUAAAAUAUAUGAAAAAAUUAUUUCAUAAGAGGAACCUGAACAAUUUGUUGAAGAAGAGAUAAUAAUCAUCAAUCCUAAAACAGGCAAACAAGAGCGCAAAUUAAUAAGACGUCCUUAUGAAAAUGAAGAGGAAAUUGGAGAUUAAUUGAACGAAUCAAUUGGCAAUAACCAAAAAGUAGUAUCUCGUAGAAUUGUUUAAAAUGACAGUUCUUUAAGUGAAUGGAAGAAAAAUUAGAAAACUGGAUAAUUGGAAAAAUUAAUUGUUCAGAAUGAACCAGCUAAAUUUAUUGAGGAAGAAGUUUUAGUAAUGAAUGAAAAGACAGGAAAGAUGGAAAGAAAAUUAGUCAGAAAAUAAUAUCAGCCUGGUUAGAAUGUUGGAAAUAAUUUAUAAGAAACAGAUUCAAAUGGAAAUAAAAUUCUAGCAAGAAGGGUUAUUGAAAAUACAUCAUCAACCUAGUAAGUUGAGAAGGAAGGAUGGAAAAAUAAUUAAGGAAAUUAUGAAAUAACCUUAUCCAUUCAAGAACCAACUUAAUUUAUUGAAGAAGAAAUUAUUAUCAUGAGAUAAGGUGGAAAAUAAGAGAGAAAAAUUAUUAGAAGACCUUUGGAUGAAGAUGGAAAUAUAGAGGAGGGAGAAGAGCUUUUGGAAGAUUUAGGUGAUGGUUGCUAUGUAGUUUCUAGAAAGAUUGUUGAUAAUGAUUUGUCUCUCACUUCUUCGAAGUGGAAAAAAAAUAGUGAUGGAAAUUAUGAAUAAUCUUUGGGCGUUGAACCUUCUCAAUAUAUUACUGAGGAAGUUUUAUCAUUAAAUAAUGAAACAGGUAUGAUGGAAAGAAAACUAGUGAGGAAACCGUAUUCGGGAGGAAAAAUCCAAGAAGGUGAUUAAUUAAAUGAAGUAGAUAAGAAUGGAAAUAAAGUGCUUUCCCGUAAAAUAGAAUCCAAUCUUCAACCUAAAGCAGCCAAAUAAUAAUGGUAAAAUGUUGGUAAAUAAGAAGAGAUUAUCAUAAAUUCCGAAGAACCUGAGCAAUAUAUUGAAGAAGAAAUUAUUCAAAUCAACCCGAAAACAGGAAAAAUAGAGAGAAAAAUUGUCAGAAAACCUAUGAAUAAUGAAGAAUUAGAUAAUUUGUAAUUGGGUUAGAAUUUACAAGAAGAUUUAGGAAAUGGUAAACAAGUAAUUUCAAGAAAAAUUGUGUAAAAUGAUCAAUCAAAUUAAGCUUUGAAAUAGUAAGGUUGGGUAAAAAAUAGUGAUGGGAAUAUGGAAAUCAGAUUUCAGCCUGAACCUGUAAAAUAUGUUGAAGAAGAAAUAUUAGUUUAAGGCGAAGAUGGAGUCGUUUAAAGAAAACUAAUAAGAAGACCAUACCUACCCUAAGAUAACAAAUUACAAAUUGGAGCAGUAAUAGAAAAAGAUUAAAAAGGAAAUAAAGUAGUUUCAAGAAAGAUUGUAUAAAAUAAUUAGCCAAUUGACUCCAACUGGGUUUAAUUAAGUAAUGGUUAAUAAGAGAAAGUGAUCUCGGUGUAAGAACCAGAAGCAUACAUUGAGGAAGAGAUCAUUGUAAUAAAUCCCAAAACUUAGAAAUAAGAAAGAAAAUUAAUUAGAAGACCUUUGACUGAAUCAGAAAUUGGCGAGAUAGGAGAGAAUCUUCAAGAAGGUGAUGGCACUAGAAAAGUGGUUGCAAGAAGAAUAAUCUCUAAUGAAUAACCUAUGGAUUAAAUGAAAGAUUGGUAAAAAAAAUAGGGACAAUUGGAAAUUUAAUUAGCCUAAAGUGAGCCAACUAAGUAUGUUGAGGAAGAAGUACUUUGUUAUGGGGAAAAUGGAUUGCAAAGAAAAUUAAUAAGGAGACCGUUAACGAAGGAAAAUUCUGAGAUAGGAAGUAACUUAAAUGAAGUAGAUAAAGACGGAAACCGAAUUUUAUCGAGAAAAAUUGUCGAUAAUACUUAAUCCUUUUCUUAAGUUCAAAAAGAUUGGUAAAAAGGAUAAAAUGGUACUCUUGAGAAAAUUAUUUCAUAAGAGGAACCUGAAUAAUUCAUUGAAGAAGAGAUAUUAAUAAUUAAUCCUAAAACAGGCAAACAAGAGCGCAAAUUAAUAAGACGUCCUUAUGAAAAUGAAGAGGAAAUUGGAGAUUAAUUGAACGAAUCAAUUGGCAAUAACCAAAAAGUAGUAUCUCGUAGAAUUGUUUAAAAUGACAGUUCUUUAAGUGAAUGGAAGAAAAAUUAGAAAACUGGAUAAUUGGAAAAAUUAAUUGUUCAGAAUGAACCAGCUAAAUUUAUUGAGGAAGAAGUUUUAGUAAUGAAUGAAAAGACAGGAAAGAUGGAAAGAAAAUUAGUCAGAAAAUAAUAUCAGCCUGGUUAGAACGUUGGAAAUAAUUUAUAAGAAACAGAUUCAAAUGGAAAUAAAAUUCUAGCAAGAAGGGUUAUUGAAAAUACAUCAUCAACCUAGUAAGUUGAGAAGGAAGGAUGGAAAAAUAAUUAAGGAAAUUAUGAAAUAACCUUAUCCAUUCAAGAACCAACUUAAUUUAUUGAAGAAGAAAUUAUUAUCAUGAGAUAAGGUGGAAAAUAAGAGAGAAAAAUUAUUAGAAGACCUUUGGAUAAUGAUGGAAAUAUAGAGGAGGGAGAAGAGCUUUUGGAAGAUUUAGGUGAUGGUUGCUAUGUAGUUUCUAGAAAGAUUGUUGAUAAUGAUUUGUCUCUCACUUCUUCGAAGUGGAAAAAAAAUAGUGAUGGAAAUUAUGAAUAAUCUUUGGGCGUUGAACCUUCUCAAUAUAUUACUGAGGAAGUUUUAUCAUUAAAUAAUGAAACAGGUAUGAUGGAAAGAAAACUAGUGAGGAAACCGUAUUCGGGAGGAAAAAUCCAAGAAGGUGAUUAAUUAAAUGAAGUAGAUAAGAAUGGAAAUAAAGUGCUUUCCCGUAAAAUAGAAUCCAAUCUUCAACCUAAAGCAGCCAAAUAAUAAUGGUAAAAUGUUGGUAAAUAAGAAGAGAUUAUCAUAAAUUCCAAAGAACCUGAGCAAUAUAUUGAAGAAGAAAUUAUUCAAAUCAACCCAAAAACAGGAAAAAUAGAGAGAAAAAUUGUCAGAAAACCUAUGAAUAAUGAAGAAUUAGAUAAUUUGUAAUUGGGUUAGAAUUUACAAGAAGAUUUAGGAAAUGGUAAACAAGUAAUUUCAAGAAAAAUUGUGUAAAAUGAUCAAUCAAAUUAAGCUUUGAAAUAGUAAGGUUGGGUAAAAAAUAGUGAUGGGAAUAUGGAAAUCAGAUUUCAGCCUGAACCUGUAAAAUAUGUUGAAGAAGAAAUAUUAGUUUAAGGCGAAGAUGGAGUCGUUUAAAGAAAACUAAUAAGAAGACCAUACCUACCCUAAGAUAACAAAUUACAAACUGGAGCAGUAAUAGAAAAAGAUUAAAAAGGAAAUAAAGUAGUUUCAAGAAAGAUUGUAUAAAAUAAUUAGCCAAUUGACUCCAACUGGGUUUAAUUAAGUAAUGGUUAAUAAGAGAAAGUGAUCUCGGUGUAAGAACCAGAAGCAUACAUUGAGGAAGAGAUCAUAGUAAUAAAUCCCAAAACUUAGAAAUAAGAAAGAAAAUUAAUUAGAAGACCUUUGACUGAAUCAGAAAUUGGCGAGAUAGGAGAGAAUCUUCAAGAAGGUGAUGGCACUAGAAAAGUGGUUGCAAGAAGAAUAAUCUCUAAUGAAUAACCUAUGGAUUAAAUGAAAGAUUGGUAAAAAAAAUAGGGACAAUUGGAAAUUUAAUUAGCCUAAAGUGAGCCAACUAAGUAUGUUGAGGAAGAAGUACUUUGUUAUGGGGAAAAUGGAUUGCAAAGAAAAUUAAUAAGGAGACCGUUAACGAAGGAAAAUUCUGAGAUAGGAAGUAACUUAAAUGAAGUAGAUAAAGACGGAAACCGAAUUUUAUCGAGAAAAAUUGUCGAUAAUACUUAAUCCUUUUCUUAAGUUCAAAAAGAUUGGUAAAAAGGAUAAAAUGGUACUCUUGAGAAAAUUAUUUCAUAAGAGGAACCUGAAUAAUUCAUUGAAGAAGAGAUAUUAAUAAUUAAUCCUAAAACAGGCAAACAAGAGCGCAAAUUAAUAAGACGUCCUUAUGAAAAUGAAGAGGAAAUUGGAGAUUAAUUGAACGAAUCAAUUGGCAAUAACCAAAAAGUAGUAUCUCGUAGAAUUGUUUAAAAUGACAGUUCUUUAAGUGAAUGGAAGAAAAAUUAGAAAACUGGAUAAUUGGAAAAAUUAAUUGUUCAGAAUGAACCAGCUAAAUUUAUUGAGGAAGAAGUUUUAGUAAUGAAUGAAAAGACAGGAAAGAUGGAAAGAAAAUUAGUCAGAAAAUAAUAUCAGCCUGGUUAGAACGUUGGAAAUAAUUUAUAAGAAACAGAUUCAAAUGGAAAUAAAAUUCUAGCAAGAAGGGUUAUUGAAAAUACAUCAUCAACCUAGUAAGUUGAGAAGGAAGGAUGGAAAAAUAAUUAAGGAAAUUAUGAAAUAACCUUAUCCAUUCAAGAACCAACUUAAUUUAUUGAAGAAGAAAUUAUUAUCAUGAGAUAAGGUGGAAAAUAAGAGAGAAAAAUUAUUAGAAGACCUUUGGAUAAUGAUGGAAAUAUAGAGGAGGGAGAAGAGCUUUUGGAAGAUUUAGGUGAUGGUUGCUAUGUAGUUUCUAGAAAGAUUGUUGAUAAUGAUUUGUCUCUCACUUCUUCGAAGUGGAAAAAAAAUAGUGAUGGAAAUUAUGAAUAAUCUUUGGGCGUUGAACCUUCUCAAUAUAUUACUGAGGAAGUUUUAUCAUUAAAUAAUGAAACAGGUAUGAUGGAAAGAAAACUAGUGAGGAAACCGUAUUCGGGAGGAAAAAUCCAAGAAGGUGAUUAAUUAAAUGAAGUAGAUAAGAAUGGAAAUAAAGUGCUUUCCCGUAAAAUAGAAUCCAAUCUUCAACCUAAAGCAGCCAAAUAAUAAUGGUAAAAUGUUGGUAAAUAAGAAGAGAUUAUCAUAAAUUCCGAAGAACCUGAGCAAUAUAUUGAAGAAGAAAUUAUUCAAAUCAACCCGAAAACAGGAAAAAUAGAGAGAAAAAUUGUCAGAAAACCUAUGAAUAAUGAAGAAUUAGAUAAUUUGUAAUUGGGUUAGAAUUUACAAGAAGAUUUAGGAAAUGGUAAACAAGUAAUUUCAAGAAAAAUUGUGUAAAAUGAUCAAUCAAAUUAAGCUUUGAAAUAGUAAGGUUGGGUAAAGAAUAGUGAUGGGAAUAUGGAAAUCAGAUUUCAGCCUGAACCUGUAAAAUAUGUUGAAGAAGAAAUAUUAGUUUAAGGCGAAGAUGGAGUCGUUUAAAGAAAACUAAUAAGAAGACCAUACCUACCCUAAGAUAACAAAUUACAAAUUGGAGCAGUAAUAGAAAAAGAUUAAAAAGGAAAUAAAGUAGUUUCAAGAAAGAUUGUAUAAAAUAAUUAGCCAAUUGACUCCAACUGGGUUUAAUUAAGUAAUGGUUAAUAAGAGAAAGUGAUCUCGGUGUAAGAACCAGAAGCAUACAUUGAGGAAGAGAUCAUUGUAAUAAAUCCCAGAACUUAGAAAUAAGAAAGAAAAUUAAUUAGAAGACCUUUGACUGAAUCAGAAAUUGGCGAGAUAGGAGAGAAUCUUCAAGAAGGUGAUGGCACUAGAAAAGUGGUUGCAAGAAGAAUAAUCUCUAAUGAAUAACCUAUGGAUUAAAUGAAAGAUUGGUAACAAAAAUAGGGACAAAUGGAAAUUUAAUUAGCCUAAAGUGAGCCAACUAAGUAUGUUGAGGAAGAAGUACUUUGUUAUGGGGAAAAUGGAUUGCAGAGAAAAUUAAUAAGGAGACCGUUAACGAAGGAAAAUUCUGAGAUGGGAAGUAACUUAAAUGAAGUAGAUAAGGACGGAAACCGAAUUUUAUCGAGAAAAAUUGUUGAUAAUACUUAAUCCCUUUCUUAAGUUCAAAAAGAUUGGUAAAAAGGAUAAAAUGGUACUCUUGAGAAAAUUAUUUCAUAAGAGGAACCUGAAUAAUUCAUUGAAGAAGAGAUAUUAAUAAUUAAUCCUAAAACAGGCAAACAAGAGCGCAAAUUAAUAAGACGUCCUUAUGAAAAUGAAGAGGAAAUUGGAGAUUAAUUGAACGAAUCAAUUGGCAAUAACCAAAAAGUAGUAUCUCGCAGAAUUGUUUAAAAUGACAGUUCUUUAAGUGAAUGGAAGAAAAAUUAGAAAACUGGAUAAUUGGAAAAAUUAAUCAUUCAGAAUGAACCAGCUAAAUUUAUUGAGGAAGAAGUUUUAGUAAUGAAUGAAAAGACAGGAAAGAUGGAAAGAAAAUUAGUAAGAAAAUAAUAUUAGCCUGGUUAGAACGUUGGAAAUAAUUUAUAAGAAACAGAUUCAAAUGGAAAUAAAAUUCUAGCAAGAAGGGUUAUUGAAAAUACAUCAUCAACAUAGUAAGUUGAGAAGGAAGGAUGGAAAAAUAAUUAAGGAAAUUAUGAAAUAACCUUAUCCAUUCAAGAACCAACUUAAUUCAUUGAAGAAGAAAUUAUUAUCAUGAGAUAAGGUGGAAAAUAAGAGAGAAAAAUUAUAAGAAGACCUUUGGAUAAUGAUGGGAACAUUCUAGAGGGAGAAGAAAUUUUGGAAGAUUUAGGUGAUGGUUGCUAUGUAGUUUCUAGAAAGAUUGUUGAUAAUGAUUUGUCUCUCACUUCUUCGAAGUGGAAAAAAAAUAGUGAUGGAAAUUAUGAAUAAUCUUUGGGCGUUGAACCUUCUCAAUAUAUUACUGAGGAAGUUUUAUCAUUAAAUAAUGAAACAGGUAUGAUGGAAAGAAAACUAGUGAGGAAACCGUAUUCGGGAGGAAAAAUCCAAGAAGGUGAUUAAUUAAAUGAAGUAGAUAAGAAUGGAAAUAAAGUGCUUUCCCGUAAAAUAGAAUCCAAUCUUCAACCUAAAGCAGCCAAAUAAUAAUGGUAAAAUGUUGGUAAAUAAGAAGAGAUUAUCAUAAAUUCCAAAGAACCUGAGCAAUAUAUUGAAGAAGAAAUUAUUCAAAUCAACCCAAAAACAGGAAAAAUAGAGAGAAAAAUUGUCAGAAAACCUAUGAAUAAUGAAGAAUUAGAUAAUUUGUAAAUGGGUUAGAAUUUACAAGAAGAUUUAGGAAAUGGUAAACAAGUAAUUUCAAGAAAAAUUGUGUAAAAUGAUCAAUCAAAUUAAGCUUUGAAAUAGUAAGGUUGGGUAAAGAAUAGUGAUGGGAAUAUGGAAAUCAGAUUUCAGCCUGAACCUGUAAAAUAUGUUGAAGAAGAAAUAUUAGUUUAAGGCGAAGAUGGAGUCGUUUAAAGAAAACUAAUAAGAAGACCAUACCUACCCUAAGAUAACAAAUUACAAAUUGGAGCAGUAAUAGAAAAAGAUUAAAAAGGAAAUAAAGUAGUUUCAAGAAAGAUUGUAUAAAAUAAUUAGCCAAUUGACUCCAACUGGGUUUAAUUAAGUAACGGCUAAUAGGAGAAAGUGAUCUCGGUGUAAGAACCAGAAGCAUACGUUGAGGAAGAGAUCAUUGUAAUAAAUCCCAGAACUUAGAAAUAAGAAAGAAAAUUAAUUAGAAGACCUUUGACUGAAUCAGAAAUUGGCGAAAUAGGAGAGAAUCUUCAAGAAGGUGAUGGCACUAGAAAAGUGGUUGCAAGAAGAAUAAUCUCUAAUGAAUAACCUAUGGAUUAAAUGAAAGAUUGGUAACAAAAAUAGGGACAAAUGGAAAUUUAAUUAGCCUAAAGUGAGCCAACUAAGUAUGUUGAGGAAGAAGUACUUUGUUAUGGGGAAAAUGGAUUGCAGAGAAAAUUAAUAAGGAGACCGUUAACGAAGGAAAAUUCUGAGAUGGGAAGUAACUUAAAUGAAGUAGAUAAAGACGGAAACCGAAUUUUAUCGAGAAAAAUUGUCGAUAAUUCUUAAUCCCUUUCUUAAGUUCAAAAAGAUUGGUAAAAAGGAUAAAAUGGUACUCUUGAAAAAAUUAUAUCAUAAGGGGAACCUGAACAAUUUGUUGAAGAAGAGAUAAUAAUCAUCAAUCCUAAAACAGGCAAACAAGAGCGCAAAUUAAUAAGACGUCCUUAUGAAAAUGAAGAGGAAAUUGGAGAUUAAUUGAACGAAUCAAUUGGCAAUAACCAAAAAGUAGUAUCUCGCAGAAUUGUUUAAAAUGACAGUUCUUUAAGUGAAUGGAAGAAAAAUUAGAAAACUGGAUAAUUGGAAAAAUUAAUCAUUCAGAAUGAACCAGCUAAAUUUAUUGAGGAAGAAGUUUUAGUAAUGAAUGAAAAGACAGGAAAGAUGGAAAGAAAAUUAGUAAGAAAAUAAUAUUAGCCUGGUUAGAACGUUGGAAAUAAUUUAUAAGAAACAGAUUCAAAUGGAAAUAAAAUUCUAGCAAGAAGGGUUAUUGAAAAUACAUCAUCAACAUAGUAAGUUGAGAAGGAAGGAUGGAAAAAUAAUUAAGGAAAUUAUGAAAUAACCUUAUCCAUUCAAGAACCAACUUAAUUUAUUGAAGAAGAAAUUAUUAUCAUGAGAUAAGGUGGGAAAUAAGAGAGAAAAAUUAUAAGAAGACCUUUGGAUAAUGAUGGGAACAUUCUAGAGGGAGAAGAAAUUUUGGAAGAUUUAGGUGAUGGUUGCUAUGUAGUUUCUAGAAAGAUUGUUGAUAAUGAUUUGUCUCUCACUUCUUCGAAGUGGAAAAAAAAUAGUGAUGGAAAUUAUGAAUAAUCUUUGGGCGUUGAACCUUCUCAAUAUAUUACUGAGGAAGUUUUAUCAUUAAAUAAUGAAACAGGUAUGAUGGAAAGAAAACUAGUGAGGAAACCGUAUUCGGGAGGAAAAAUCCAAGAAGGUGAUUAAUUAAAUGAAGUAGAUAAGAAUGGAAAUAAAGUGCUUUCCCGUAAAAUAGAAUCCAAUCUUCAACCUAAAGCAGCCAAAUAAUAAUGGUAAAAUGUUGGUAAAUAAGAAGAGAUUAUCAUAAAUUCCGAAGAACCUGAGCAAUAUAUUGAAGAAGAAAUUAUUCAAAUCAACCCAAAAACAGGAAAAAUAGAGAGAAAAAUUGUCAGAAAACCAUUGAAUAAUGAAGAAUUCGAUAAUUUAUAAAUGGGUUAGAAUUUACAAGAAGAUUUAGGAAAUGGUAAACAAGUAAUUUCAAGAAAAAUUGUGUAAAAUGAUCAAUCAAAUUAAGCUUUGAAAUAGUAAGGUUGGGUAAAGAAUAGUGAUGGGAAUAUGGAAAUCAGAUUUCAGCCUGAACCUGUAAAAUAUGUUGAAGAAGAAAUAUUAGUUUAAGGCGAAGAUGGAGUCGUUUAAAGAAAACUAAUAAGAAGACCAUACCUACCCUAAGACAACAAAUUACAAACUGGAGCAGUAAUAGAAAAAGAUUAAAAAGGAAAUAAAGUAGUUUCAAGAAAGAUUGUAUAAAAUAAUUAGCCAAUUGACUCCAACUGGGUUUAAUUAAGUAACGGCUAAUAGGAGAAAGUGAUCUCGGUGUAAGAACCAGAAGCAUACGUUGAGGAAGAGAUCAUUGUAAUAAAUCCCAGAACUUAGAAAUAAGAAAGAAAAUUAAUUAGAAGACCUUUGACUGAAUCAGAAAUUGGCGAAAUAGGAGAGAAUCUUCAAGAAGGUGAUGGCACUAGAAAAGUGGUUGCAAGAAGAAUAAUCUCUAAUGAAUAACCUAUGGAUUAAAUGAAAGAUUGGUAACAAAAAUAGGGACAAAUGGAAAUUUAAUUAGCCUAAAGUGAGCCAACUAAGUAUGUUGAGGAAGAAGUACUUUGUUAUGGGGAAAAUGGAUUGCAGAGAAAAUUAAUAAGGAGACCGUUAACGAAGGAAAAUUCUGAGAUGGGAAGUAACUUAAAUGAAGUAGAUAAAGACGGAAACCGAAUUUUAUCGAGAAAAAUUGUCGAUAAUUCUUAAUCCCUUUCUUAAGUUCAAAAAGAUUGGUAAAAAGGAUAAAAUGGUACUCUUGAAAAAAUUAUAUCAUAAGGGGAACCUGAACAAUUUGUUGAAGAAGAGAUAAUAAUCAUCAAUCCUAAAACAGGCAAACAAGAGCGCAAAUUAAUAAGACGUCCUUAUGAAAAUGAAGAGGAAAUUGGAGAUUAAUUGAACGAAUCAAUUGGCAAUAACCAAAAAGUAGUAUCUCGCAGAAUUGUUUAAAAUGACAGUUCUUUAAGUGAAUGGAAGAAAAAUUAGAAAACUGGAUAAUUGGAAAAAUUAAUCAUUCAGAAUGAACCAGCUAAAUUUAUUGAGGAAGAAGUUUUAGUAAUGAAUGAAAAGACAGGAAAGAUGGAAAGAAAAUUAGUAAGAAAAUAAUAUUAGCCUGGUUAGAACGUUGGAAAUAAUUUAUAAGAAACAGAUUCAAAUGGAAAUAAAAUUCUAGCAAGAAGGGUUAUUGAAAAUACAUCAUCAACAUAGUAAGUUGAGAAGGAAGGAUGGAAAAAUAAUUAAGGAAAUUAUGAAAUAACCUUAUCCAUUCAAGAACCAACUUAAUUCAUUGAAGAAGAAAUUAUUAUCAUGAGAUAAGGUGGAAAAUAAGAGAGAAAAAUUAUAAGAAGACCUUUGGAUAAUGAUGGGAACAUUCUAGAGGGAGAAGAAAUUUUGGAAGAUUUAGGUGAUGGUUGCUAUGUAGUUUCUAGAAAGAUUGUUGAUAAUGAUUUGUCUCUCACUUCUUCGAAGUGGAAAAAAAAUAGUGAUGGAAAUUAUGAAUAAUCUUUGGGCGUUGAACCUUCUCAAUAUAUUACUGAGGAAGUUUUAUCAUUAAAUAAUGAAACAGGUAUGAUGGAAAGAAAACUAGUGAGGAAACCGUAUUCGGGAGGAAAAAUCCAAGAAGGUGAUUAAUUAAAUGAAGUAGAUAAGAAUGGAAAUAAAGUGCUUUCCCGUAAAAUAGAAUCCAAUCUUCAACCUAAAGCAGCCAAAUAAUAAUGGUAAAAUGUUGGUAAAUAAGAAGAGAUUAUCAUAAAUUCCAAAGAACCUGAGCAAUAUAUUGAAGAAGAAAUUAUUCAAAUCAACCCAAAAACAGGAAAAAUAGAGAGAAAAAUUGUCAGAAAACCUAUGAAUAAUGAAGAAUUAGAUAAUUUGUAAAUGGGUUAGAAUUUACAAGAAGAUUUAGGAAAUGGUAAACAAGUAAUUUCAAGAAAAAUUGUGUAAAAUGAUCAAUCAAAUUAAGCUUUGAAAUAGUAAGGUUGGGUAAAGAAUAGUGAUGGGAAUAUGGAAAUCAGAUUUCAGCCUGAACCUGUAAAAUAUGUUGAAGAAGAAAUAUUAGUUUAAGGCGAAGAUGGAGUCGUUUAAAGAAAACUAAUAAGAAGACCAUACCUACCCUAAGAUAACAAAUUACAAAUUGGAGCAGUAAUAGAAAAAGAUUAAAAAGGAAAUAAAGUAGUUUCAAGAAAGAUUGUAUAAAAUAAUUAGCCAAUUGACUCCAACUGGGUUUAAUUAAGUAACGGCUAAUAGGAGAAAGUGAUCUCGGUGUAAGAACCAGAAGCAUACGUUGAGGAAGAGAUCAUUGUAAUAAAUCCCAGAACUUAGAAAUAAGAAAGAAAAUUAAUUAGAAGACCUUUGACUGAAUCAGAAAUUGGCGAAAUAGGAGAGAAUCUUCAAGAAGGUGAUGGCACUAGAAAAGUGGUUGCAAGAAGAAUAAUCUCUAAUGAAUAACCUAUGGAUUAAAUGAAAGAUUGGUAACAAAAAUAGGGACAAAUGGAAAUUUAAUUAGCCUAAAGUGAGCCAACUAAGUAUGUUGAGGAAGAAGUACUUUGUUAUGGGGAAAAUGGAUUGCAGAGAAAAUUAAUAAGGAGACCGUUAACGAAGGAAAAUUCUGAGAUGGGAAGUAACUUAAAUGAAGUAGAUAAAGACGGAAACCGAAUUUUAUCGAGAAAAAUUGUCGAUAAUUCUUAAUCCCUUUCUUAAGUUCAAAAAGAUUGGUAAAAAGGAUAAAAUGGUACUCUUGAAAAAAUUAUUUCAUAAGGGGAACCUGAACAAUUUGUUGAAGAAGAGAUAAUAAUCAUCAAUCCUAAAACAGGCAAACAAGAGCGCAAAUUAAUAAGACGUCCUUAUGAAAAUGAGGAGGAAAUUGGAGAUUAAUUGAACGAAUCAAUUGGCAAUAACCAAAAAGUAGUAUCUCGCAGAAUUGUUUAAAAUGACAGUUCUUUAAGUGAAUGGAAGAAAAAUUAGAAAACUGGAUAAUUGGAAAAAUUAAUCAUUCAGAAUGAACCAGCUAAAUUUAUUGAGGAAGAAGUUUUAGUAAUGAAUGAAAAGACAGGAAAGAUGGAAAGAAAAUUAGUAAGAAAAUAAUAUUAGCCUGGUUAGAACGUUGGAAAUAAUUUAUAAGAAACAGAUUCAAAUGGAAAUAAAAUUCUAGCAAGAAGGGUUAUUGAAAAUACAUCAUCAACAUAGUAAGUUGAGAAGGAAGGAUGGAAAAAUAAUUAAGGAAAUUAUGAAAUAACCUUAUCCAUUCAAGAACCAACUUAAUUCAUUGAAGAAGAAAUUAUUAUCAUGAGAUAAGGUGGAAAAUAAGAGAGAAAAAUUAUUAGAAGACCUUUGGAUAAUGAUGGGAACAUUCUAGAGGGAGAAGAAAUUUUGGAAGAUUUAGGUGAUGGUUGCUAUGUAGUUUCUAGAAAGAUUGUUGAUAAUGAUUUAUCUCUCACUUCUUCGAAGUGGAAAAAAAAUAGUGAUGGAAAUUAUGAAUAAUCUUUGGGCGUUGAACCUUCUCAAUAUAUUACUGAGGAAGUUUUAUCAUUAAAUAAUGAAACAGGUAUGAUGGAAAGAAAACUAGUGAGGAAACCUUAUUUGGGAGGAAAAAUCCAAGAAGGUGAUUAAUUAAAUGAAGUGGAUAAGAAUGGAAAUAAAGUGCUUUCCCGUAAAAUAGAAUCCAAUCUUCAACCUAAAGCAGCCAAAUAAUAAUGGUAAAAUGUUGGUAAAUAAGAAGAGAUUAUCAUAAAUUCCAAAGAACCUGAGCAAUAUAUUGAAGAAGAAAUUAUUCAAAUCAACCCAAAAACAGGAAAAAUAGAGAGAAAAAUUGUCAGAAAACCUAUGAAUAAUGAAGAAUUAGAUAAUUUGUAAAUGGGGUAGAAUUUACAAGAAGAUUUAGGAAAUGGAAAACAAGUAAUUUCAAGAAAAAUUGUGUAAAAUGAUCAAUCAAAUUAAGCUUUGAAAUAGUAAGGUUGGGUAAAGAAUAGUGAUGGAAAUAUGGAAAUCAGAUUUCAGCCUGAGCCUGUAAAAUAUGUUGAAGAAGAAAUAUUAGUUUAAGGCGAAGAUGGAGUCGUUUAAAGAAAACUAAUAAGAAGACCAUACCUACCCUAAGACAACAAAUUACAAACUGGAGCAGUAAUAGAAAAAGAUUAAAAAGGAAAUAAAGUAGUUUCAAGAAAGAUUGUAUAAAAUAAUUAGCCAAUUGACUCCAACUGGGUUUAAUUAAGUAAUGGUUAAUAAGAGAAAGUGAUCUCGGUGUAAGAACCAGAAGCAUUCAUUGAGGAAGAGAUCAUUGUAAUAAAUCCCAGAACUUAGAAAUAAGAAAGAAAAUUAAUUAGAAGACCUUUGACUGAAUCAGAAAUUGGCGAGAUAGGAGAGAAUCUUCAAGAAGGUGACGGCACUAGAAAAGUGGUUGCAAGAAGAAUAAUCUCUAAUGAAUAACCUAUGGAUUAAAUGAAAGAUUGGUAACAAAAAUAGGGACAAUUGGAAAUUUAAUUAGCCUAAAGUGAGCCAACUAAGUAUGUUGAGGAAGAAGUACUUUGUUAUGGGGAAAAUGGAUUGCAGAGAAAAUUAAUAAGGAGACCUUUAACGAAGGAAAAUUCUGAGAUAGGAAGUAAUUUAAAUGAAGUAGAUAAGGACGGAAACCGAAUUUUAUCGAGAAAAAUUGUUGAUAAUACUUAAUCCCUUUCUUAAGUUCAAAAAGAUUGGUAAAAAGGAUAAAAUGGUACUCUUGAGAAAAUUAUUUCAUAAGAGGAACCUGAAUAAUUCGUUGAAGAAGAGAUAUUAAUAAUUAAUCCUUAAACAGGAAAACAAGAGCGCAAAUUAAUAAGAUAACCAGUAUAUUAAAUUAAUGAAUAAAUUACUUAUGGAGAUCGUUUAAACGAGUAAGGAAAGGAUGGUGAAAUAGUUAUUUCUAGAAGGAUUAUAUAAAAUUAAUUUUCAUCUGAUAAUUUAAAUUAAUAAGGGUGGUAACAGAAAAAGGAUGGAAAUUUAGAGUAAAUAAUAAGUGAAGCUGAACCAACCAAAUAUAUAGAGGAAGAAAUUUUAGUUAUGAAUCCAUAAACUUAACAACUUGAAAGAAAAUUAAUAAGAAGGCCAUUGUCACCAAAUUCAUAAAAUCUAAAAACUGGAGAUAAUCUAACUGAAAUUGAUAAGGAAGGAAAAUACAUUUUAUCUAGAAAAAUAAUUGAUAAUAUAUCUCCAAUUAAAUAAUAAUAAAAAGAUGGAUGGAAAUUUGAAUAAGGUAAGUUGACUAGAUUAGUAAGCUUUUCUGAGCCAAAAUAGUUCAUUGAAGAGGAAAUUCUAAUUAUUAACUAAACUACUGGAAAGCAGGAGAGAAAGCUAAUAAGAAAACCCUAUAUUGAGGAUAACAAAACCCUAUUUGGAGAUGAACUAGAUGAAUAAUAAUAAGGCUAUAAAGUAGUUUCUAGAAAAAUUGUUCCAAAUAAUAUCUCUUCAGAAACCAAAAAAAAAGAAGGGUGGAUAACUAAUAAAGAAGGAUUGAUGGAAAAAGUGAUAGCUUCAUCUGAGCCUUCCAAGUAUAUAGAAGAAGAAAUUUUAAGUUUUAAUAAGGAAACUGGUUAAUUAGAAAGAAAGCUUAUAAGAAGGUAAAUCUAAGAUAAUCUUGUUAUGGGAGACUCCAUAUAAGAAGUAGAUCCUUUAGGAAAUACAAUUUUGUCAAGAAAAAUAGUUGAUAAUAAUUCUACUACAGGAUGGAUUAAAUAAAAAAACGGAACUUUAGUAAAAUAACUAUCAGUAUAGGAGCCUGAGUAAUAUAUAGAGGAGGAAGUGCUUUUAACUGACAAGGACGGAUAAUAAAAACUAAUAGUUGAAAGAAGACCCUUUAUAAAUGGAGAAGGCAAAAUUAAUAGAACUGAUGGAGGUUUUGUUUUAUCAAGAAAAGUUAUUUAAAAUAACUAAACCUUAACUGCUCUAAAAUAAGAAGGAUGGGUUAAAGAUAAUUAAGGAAUUUUAAAAAAAGUUGGUGAUUAAUCUACUGGCAAUUCAGCAUUAGCCCAAUAAUUAAUUAAUUAAGAUUCUUAAUAUUUUGAAGAAGAACAUUAAAUAUUAAAUCCAAAAACUAAUGAAAUGGAAAUAAUUUAAUUAAAGUUUCCUUACAAUGUAAAGAGAUAAAUUGGAAAAAGAUUAAAAGAAUAGGAUUCUGAAGGUAAUCAAAUAAUAAGUCGAAGGAUUGUUACAAAUCUUGAUUUAGAUUAUAAUCCAUACUAAUUUGUAGAAGAAAUUGUUGAAAUUACAAAUCAAAAAUCAGGUUAGACAGAAUUAUUUGCUAUAUAAAAAUAGGUCAACAUUACAGAAGUAUAGAUUGGAAGAAACUUAAAUGAAAAAUAACCUAAUGGUUUUAUUAUCAGAUAAAGAAAAGUUAUAAAUUAAUUUUAAAUAGAUAGUUUAUCAAGCUGGAAAAAGGUUACUGAUGCUCCAAAGGAAUAUUUUAAAUAGCAUGCAAACAUAAAUAUAAAGAGAUAAAUGUAUUAAAUUGAUGAGGACAGCUAGGAGUAAAGAGACUCAUAAUAUCGAUCUAAUGAAGAGCUGAAUAGCUAAGGAAUAAGGGUUCCAGAUUUUGAUGGAUCCAGAACAGAUAAGUUUCUUGCAAGUUCUAGUGAAAAAAGAAACCAACAAUAAUUAAAAACUAUAGAAGAAGAAAUUUUAAUAUUGAACCCUUAAACAAAAAAAGUGGAGCGUCGCUUACAAAGAAAAACAAAUGAAGCAGAAUAAAAUCCAGAGAUCGGAGAUGAUUUAUAUGAGUAGGAAGAGGAUAUUGUAAUUUUAAGUAGACAAUUUGUUGAGUCAAAUUCCCCAUCAGAUUUAAUGAAAAAAGGCUGGUGUGAAAAGAGUAGCAACAUUUGGCAACGAAUUUUAAGCAAGAAUGAAUCUUUCUAAAUGAUUGAGGAGGUAGUAAAAGAAGGAAAAGGAAACAAAUAAAAAAUCAUCAUUACAAGAAAAAACUAUAAAGACGAGGAAUUAGUUUUUGGGGAAGAUUUGAAGGAGCAGCUCGGUUAAGAUCAAACUUUAGUUCGUAGAAUUAAAGUCUCUAAUCGAUCUUUGGCGUUCUAUAAAAAUUGUGAUUUUAGCAAAAAUAGAGAAGGAAAUUAUGUAAAAAUAAUCUAAGCAAAUGAUAACCCAAAUGUUUAAUUAAAAAUCCCAAAAUAUUAAGAACCAAAUCUUAAGAAGAGUAAAUCGAGCUCCUCUUAACUAUCACUAAUUUAAGCUAUAGAGUAAACAUAAAUAACUAAAUCUAAAUCUUUAAUAAAUGUUAGCGACUAAUAUAAUAAAACUCAAGGAACAAAUAAAGGUUAACAAUAAUUACAUGAAUAAUUUAUGGAUGAUCAAGCAAUAAUUAAUAGAACAAAUAUUUCAGAUAUAUCCGAAACAGAUAAAAUGUUUUUAAAAUAAUUAGAGAGAAAGGAUCAUAGCAAAAAAUAAUCCCAAUAAGAUAUCCUGCGAAAUAGAGUUGGAUCUGACAAAAACAAUAGAAGCUCAUCCAGUCCCUUUUCAGACCAAGAUUACAAUAUGAGUUCUAACUCUGUAAUAGGCAUCAAAAUCAUAAAAAGACUUCUUUAAAAAAUGAUUUUAGUUAAAGUUAAAAUUGGAUUUGAUGAAAUUUGCCAUAAAAAGUAAAAAAUACAUAUAUCUACUAGUUAAUAAUAUGAGAGAUUCUCAAAAGCGAUUAGAUUAAUAAAAAAAUUUGGAACGAGAUGUGGAUUUGCCUCUCUCAAUGAACAUAGGCUAAAAACUUUUAUAGAAUUCAAUGAGGAUGACAUCAUAAAAUAUAAUUAGAUGCUCACUGAAAAUAAAAUUUAAGCAAUGGAACAUAUUCCUGAAUAAGGUUAACAAGCUGAGCCUAUAGAAUUAAGCCCUGAUGAAAAAGGAUCAAGGACAUUAGUUAAAUCUCAAUCAUAAAUAUUACCAAAAUAACUCAAUUUUAGAAACUCAUUCACUAGUACUCCACAAAAAGAAUAAUAGUAAUUAUCUUAAAAUUAAAUCAAAUCUGGUUAACCAGUUAGAGCUGCAUAAGCUCCAUCUACUUCAAUUAUUAUUUCUUCACUUCCUCAAUCUUAAUAAUUAGCCAGGGGAUCGAAUUCCCGUAGCUCAACCAUCAAAACUGUAGUCAGUCCUUAACCUUAAUAAACAAAAUAGUAAAAAUAAAAAUAAUAAUUUAGUGUUGCAUAACAAAAAUUUUCCUACCAAAGUGAAGAUAAAAAAAAAAGUGGUUAAAACACCAACUAAAGCACUCAAAAGAGUAAUAGAUAAUAAGAAGUUCCUUCAGUAAAAAUAAUUUAAUAUUUAAGGUUAAUUAAAGUUAAAAUGCAUCAUAAAGUUCUAUUUAAAAUUCAAGCAAUUAAUUAGCUGCCUAAAAAAAAGACAAAAUAUAAUAGUAAUUUAAAAAAAUGGGAUCAUAUUCUCAAAAAUCAAAAAAGUGA